AUACAAACCAAACCAUACGAAGUAAUUCGCAUGAUACUGGGAAUGAUAAUUUAGCAUAAAUAUUUUUUCAAGGACUGUAGAAAAGAAAAAGAGAAAAACAAAUUGAAAGAAGAAUAGCUUGGAUUAUCUGAUUCAAUUUCAGGAUUCGAGUUGAAAUAACAUGAAAAGAAGCGUACGAGCAAUUCAUAAGGAAGAGAUCCGUAAGAAGUGGCGUCCUUUAUCAGAAAAACAACAUGAAGAGAUUAUGAUUGUUCUUCGUACUUGCGCUAGAUUAGUAUUAAACAGCAUCAAAUCCGAACAUAGAAAGACUGCAGCAGAAGGAUGGAUGCUACAAUGUUUAACAGGGAUGAAUCAGUCACUCAAAGCAUUGCCCGUUCCUCCUAGUAAAUUUGGCAACGGUGCCUUUUCUCAAGUGCUAACUGCGAACAAUCAACUAGAGCGACAAUUAUAUGGUGACUUGGAUCAUAUUCAUUUACUUCAAAAAGAAUUACACUUGGAAAGCAUGAGAUUAGAGCAAGAACAAAAAGCUUACGAGCAAAUGAAGCAUAAUCUUUCUUCAAACCAAGCAAGAUCACAAAAUAUGCGGACCAAGUUACAUCCUCUAUUGAAAUCUUCUUUUACGGAGCGUUCGCUGAACAAUGAUACAAUUAUGGACAACAAAGAUGCAUCGGGUUUGCUAUCCUCCAAGACAACAGCUUUGGAAACCAAAGCUAAAACAAAAUACAACAAAAAGCUACAACCAUUUUCAAGGACAUUACAUCGACAUACAGGUCAAACAGUUCAAUUAAGUCAAAAGGUACAGAAAGCUAUUCUACUACUUCAAAGGCUUCAACAGCAAAUGCCUGUAGGCCAACCGCAACCAGAACGUCCAUCAUAAUGGCCUUCUACUUUCACCUCUUUUCUGAAAACCAAAAAAAAGAUGGACCGGAAAGACACUUUUGUUGCAGUCAGUUUUAUUUUAUGGCCCUGGACUAAUGCAAACCCAAAAACUGGAUUUACAGUCCAUCUACUCUCAGCACUCAGACUAAUCACCUCGUCAUUGGUAAUUCUCACAUUAAAGUGAGACGACAAGCUAACUUAAUGGAGUGCUUGGUUAAGGAAGAAAAGUUUUCAUAAAUUUGCUACCUCCAUUGUCCUCUACCCAAUUAGGGUAGGGUAGGAUAAAUAAACCAGGAUCGAAAGGAAAUCAAUUGAAAUGAACAGGUUGAGAGAAAUAAUGUUUUCGGGAAUCAACACUUACUUUAUAAUUCGGUAAAGCCUCUCCAAAUUGGUUUUACGAGACCGAGACCAAAUGCUCUUUCUUUAGACAAGCAAGGUUCUUUUGGGAUAGAAGCUUUCCAACACUAUUUUUAAGUGCCGAAAACCGCCAUUUUUCUGCUAUAAUGUGGCUUUCUAAAACGAGGCAACUUUCCACAAUGAAAGCCUUAUGCUAAAUUUCAAGGCCUACAACUUUGGAAAUGCCCAUAACCUAUUUGGCACUUAGAAUUAUAAAGGAGAUAAGAGUUUGAUUCAACGUCAAAAACAGACCGGUUGAUAUGAGCUCUCACACAAUCGAUACAAAAUCUCAUACAGAUAAUGCUAAGAACCUCUGUAGAGUUGGACAUGAGUGUUUUUCCAGUAUUCCAGUAUUACAGAGAUCCAUGUCAGAAAAACAUACAUUAUGUGAUAAAGAAGCUUUUUUUCUUAAGCGUUUUGAUGGCACAUAUUGAAGUCUUGAUAUGAUUACCCUUGGCAAGAGUCUGAGACAAUUCAUGAAUGCUCUCUAGGAACCUUUCUCAACUAUGAGAAAUAAAUUAAUUAAUUUAUAGUUAUACCUGCAAAUUUCGUUCUUGAAUGAUGAUGAUGUUUAUACACAUGCUUUUUAAACCAUGCGUGUCGUUAACAGGCAGCUUUCUCUCUAUUAACUUUACCCAUUUUCCUAAUGAUUUCUGAAUUGGAUUAAAUGAUACUCUAUUGGAUUCUCUUAGUUUGCUUUCAAUCUACGUGGAAAAUUUCUUGAUACCACUUUAGUCAUAAUGUUUUCAUAAAAGACGAAUAAUGAGAUUUCUUUUUUUAUAUAUAUAGGCAAGUCUUCUUCAUAUAUGGGACCG
Schizosaccharomyces cryophilus OY26 is the source of this 2090-nucleotide messenger RNA. Its product is annotated as Sim4 and Mal2 associated protein 7. NCBI's taxonomy places the organism in Eukaryota, Fungi, Ascomycota, Schizosaccharomycetes, Schizosaccharomycetales, Schizosaccharomycetaceae. The coding region runs from base 161 to 877 and encodes 238 amino acids. The record is from RefSeq and is a predicted model, not a curated record. The transcript has 4 exons.